Messenger RNA from Phodopus roborovskii (desert hamster), 876 nucleotides. Its product is annotated as proline-rich protein 23A3-like. The transcript has a single exon. The record is from RefSeq and is a predicted model, not a curated record. The coding region runs from base 1 to 771 and encodes 256 amino acids. Lineage: Eukaryota; Metazoa; Chordata; Mammalia; Rodentia; Cricetidae.
AUGUUGGGAGCGCGGCCCCGCAGCCCCAGCUCCGACCCCUGCAGCUGGGCACAGCAGCCACAAGGACCCAGCCCUGCCAAGCGCCGCCGCCAUGAGCCCCCAGCGUCUCCUGACCUGGAAGCGCCCACCGGGGCCGCCAGCGAAGCGCUCACCUCCGUCGUGGUCCUGGCCGCUGGCUGUGCCAUGCAACUUCAGCUGGAUGGUGUCGACCUGCUGCUGGAGCCCGAGCCCACCUCGGUAAUGCAAGUGUCGCUCCCGGGACACACCUUCAUCCUGGUCCCCGAGGGCCUCCAGCCUUCCGCCCAUCUCGGACAGCCAGGGUUUUCGUCCACCAGCCCACAGGAAGCUGCUCUCCUGCACGUGCCCCAGGACCACCUCGUCAUCCCCCAGCAAGGACCCAUCUGUGAGUACAUCCUAGACAAUUCCUAUCUAGACGACGCCUGUGAUGAGGAUGAGGACUCUGGCUUCCUGUCACCCUGGACAGAUGCUCCAGCUGAUCAGGACUCUGAACUCCUUUCCUCCAUCAUCAGGAUACCCAGCCCUUGGCCUCAGAACUUCAUCCUGGAACCACAGCUUCAGGUGCCCUCCCCUAAUGCAGAGCCAUGUUCUCCAAGGUUUAUCUGGGACUUGGACAGCUACCUGCUGGGACCUUUCCCCACCUCACCACUGCAGCCUCUGCCUCCAUCUCCUCCUCCAAGUCCCCAAGAGCAGGGCCCUCCCCGCUCUCCACGGGCCCCGUGCAAGGCCAGGAGGCGACUGCUCUAUGAAUGAACUACCCCGCACAAAUCCUGAUGCCCCUCAAGUGAGAAGUUUCUCUGCCCCUAGAUGCAAUGCACUUAGUCACCUGUUUUAGGAGUAAGAGUGCCACUCUUGCCA